CGCGACCUGCUUAUAACUCCUCCCGGUGCAUUGUGGGACUUUAUGUAAACCCAACAUGGCAGCCCUGUGUGCCAGAACUCUGGGUAAGGUCGGCUGGUCCCUUCUGGAGUCUCCGGGGUUCCGCAGGCCCGGCACCGUCUCCUCUCUGGUGGGGAACCUGAGCUCACAUGGGUCCCGGAGGUCGUUCGGUUCCGGCGGCCCGGGGGUCCGGUCCAAGCUGCUCUCCCUGCGGGGAGCAGGAGGCAGAGCGCUGGGCUGCGCCUUCCUGCUCGGUGGAGGUCUGGGUCUGUAUCAGUCUGUGAAGAUGUCUGUCCAGCAGCACCUGGCCCAGGAGGACACCAAGGCUCCGGGGGGACGUCUGGACUUGACCCUGUACCAGUACAAGACGUGUCCGUUCUGCAGCAAGGUGCGGGCGUUCCUGGACUUCUACGGGCUGCCGUACCAGAUCGUGGAGGUGAACCCGGUGAUGAGGAAGGAGCUCAAGUGGUCCACCUACCGGAAGGUGCCCAUCCUGAUGGUGCAGGGGGACGUGCAAGUGAACGACUCCACCGUCAUCAUCAGCGCCAUCAGGACGUAUUUAAUCAACCAGGAGAAAAGUAUGACCGACAUCCUCGCCUGUUACCCGGAGAUGAAGUCGGUGAACGACAGCGGGAAGGAGGUGACGGAGUUCCUCAACAAGUACUGGCUGAUGCUGAGCGAAGCCGAUUCCACCGACAUUUACCCCGAGAAGGGGAUGCAGAAAGAGGAGAUGAAGUGGCGCCAGUGGGCUGAUGAUUGGCUCGUGCACCUCAUAUCUCCGAAUGUGUACCGAACCAGCGGGGAGGCCCUGUCCGCCUUCGACUACAUCGUGCGCGAGGGCAAGUUUGGGAGUUUUGAAGGUUUCUUCGCCAAAUACGUCGGAGCUGCGGCCAUGUUCCUGAUCUCCAAAAGGCUGAAGAGUCGAUACAACCUGCAGGACGACGUCAGGCAGGAUCUGUACAAGGCCGUCAACGACUGGGUGGCGGCCAUCGGCAAGAAGAAGAGGUUCAUGGGGGGAGAUCAGCCUAACUUGGCCGACCUGGCGGUGUUUGGCGUCCUCCGGGUGAUGGAGGGCCUGCAGGCGUUUGACGACAUGAUGGAGAACACCAAAGUCAAACCCUGGUACAAACGCAUGGAGAGAGCGACGAUCGACCACGAAGGUCGAAACUGAGACACUGAGGCGGCUUCCAGCCUCUUUCAAAAGAUGAAAACGAACAUUAAUCCUCCGGGAAGAGGAAGUGACCCGCGUCCGGGAAGCAGUACUUCCUGCUUCCACGGUGUGAGGGCGGUCGCUGCCGCCAUUUCCUGCUCGACUCACGCAAAUUUAAACCUGAUGAUUUGUUAGAACGAGUAGAUAAAGAUAUCACACCUGAGAAAAUUGUGUCAUCACAUAUUUAAUUUAACCUUAAGUGACCGAGCUGCUGUUUGGCAGAACCAUCGUUGAUUUAAGGACAUCUGUUGCUUUUACUGAGCUCUAGUGGUGAACGGUUGGAACUGCAACAACAUUAAGAAAACUCACUGAUCCUUUGCUGCAAUUUUAAUUCACUUGACCGACACAAUGAAGUCACAUUAAAAGUAAAUAAACAUUUCUGAUGAAGCAACUCUUUGAAUUUCCUGCAAAAUGUUUAAGGAGAAGAGAAAAUCUGACGUCUGUGCACAUCUGGGAAAUUCGUUUUUCAUGUUUCCAGGCCUUCACUGGCUUCUGAUCUAUUUGGUCCUGAUGGCCCUUGUUUUCAAACCAGUAAAAGUUUGAGAUUCAUGUCAUUUAUGGAACAGAACAGAAUCUCUCUGCCACACAAACCCAUUUUCACUAUUUCUUUAGUCUGUAACAGAUACAGGAUCAGUCUGGUGGUGAGCUGCCAGUUUGAAUGUCUUCUAGUCUGAUUUUAAUAUUAAGACAAACUCGUGUGCAUAGCUGUAAAAAGGUACAAUAAUAAAAAAGAAAGCUG
This is a messenger RNA of Pleuronectes platessa (European plaice), 1967 nucleotides long. It is a transcript of the gene ptgesl, whose product is annotated as prostaglandin E synthase 2-like. Gene Ontology annotation, cellular component: mitochondrion. Bases 56 to 1189 code for a protein of 377 amino acids. Gene Ontology annotation, molecular function: prostaglandin-E synthase activity. Lineage: Eukaryota; Metazoa; Chordata; Actinopteri; Pleuronectiformes; Pleuronectidae. The record is from RefSeq and is a predicted model, not a curated record. The transcript is spliced from 7 exons.